CUUCAACACCCUAUAUAUUUGAAAUUGAGGCCAGAAGGUUUAAAGUAUUUUCUUCUAGGGUUUUUUACUUUUACCAACCAUGCCGUCUCAUAAAUCGUUCAAGAUCAAGAAGAAGCUAGGGAAGAAGAAGAGGCAGAACAAGCCUAUUCCUAAAUGGAUUGUUUUUCGCACCGGCAACACCAUCAAGUACAAUGCCAAACGUAGGCACUGGCGCCACACCAAAUUAAAGUUUUAGUUAAUGAGGAUGAAGAAGUUGUUUUAAUGCUUGAUAAUUAGGGUUUUAGUUAAAGUGCUGAUAUAUUUUGUUGAUAUUUGAUUCAAGUUUAAAGUUUAAGUGUUUGGUUAUGGAUUGUUUUCAGUUUAACACCAAGUUUUUGAUAUAUAUUUGAA
This is a messenger RNA of Helianthus annuus (common sunflower), 390 nucleotides long. RefSeq names its product 60S ribosomal protein L39-1-like. The record is from RefSeq and is a predicted model, not a curated record. Gene Ontology annotation, molecular function: structural constituent of ribosome. Gene Ontology annotation, cellular component: ribosome; cytosolic large ribosomal subunit. Lineage: Eukaryota; Viridiplantae; Streptophyta; Magnoliopsida; Asterales; Asteraceae. The transcript is spliced from 2 exons. Bases 80 to 235 code for a protein of 51 amino acids. Gene Ontology annotation, biological process: translation.